This is a messenger RNA of Haliotis rufescens (red abalone), 3268 nucleotides long. RefSeq names its product transcription intermediary factor 1-beta-like. The record is from RefSeq and is a predicted model, not a curated record. Bases 121 to 1959 code for a protein of 612 amino acids. The transcript is spliced from 4 exons. Gene Ontology annotation, molecular function: ubiquitin-protein transferase activity; zinc ion binding. Gene Ontology annotation, cellular component: nucleoplasm; chromatin. Gene Ontology annotation, biological process: positive regulation of DNA-templated transcription. Lineage: Eukaryota; Metazoa; Mollusca; Gastropoda; Lepetellida; Haliotidae.
ACGACUUUCCCAUUCGCGUCAGACAUGUUACUACGAUGGUGCUAUUGACACACAUGAAACACAGAAAGAGCUAGUUACUAAGAACUGUAUGUCAGUUCCCAGUAAUCUGCGAAGAUAACCAUGUCGGACUAUGUAUCGGCGUCCGCCAUCAAGGACCUCCUCACCGAGUGCCCAAUAUGUACAGAACACUUUGAUGAGGCCAGACGGACACCUCGUCGUAUGCCCUGCUGUGUACAGUCAAUAUGUCAGGCUUGUCUAGAGACGUACAGCAAAGGACUCCCAACGUUAUCAUGUCCCAUGUGUCGACACCAACAUAACCUGCCAGGCGGUGUGAAGUCUCUGCCCAAAGAGCCUAUCAUCCUAAGAAUCCUGGAUCAUCUGAAGAUUGUGAAAGGGCUUCAUCUGCCAUGUACAAAUUGUUCUGAUGGUAACCCUGCCAUGUCCAGAUGUGAUGACUGCUGCGUCUUCCUGUGCCAAGAAUGUCUAAAUGCCCACAAAAGACUUCAGUCUAUGCGAGAUCACCAAACUGUCAGUUUUGACGACAUGAGGGAACGACCAGUUGAGAGCUUCCGUCGCCUCCAUAAGUGUACACAACAUCACCAGCCUCUACAGUUCUAUUGCCACACUUGUGACCAGACCGUCUGUGUGUCUUGCACUGUAGUGGAACAUGAUAAAGGGAGUGGGCACAACGUUGUGUCUGUUGAAAACGCACAUGAAAGUAAGGCUGUUGAAAAUGAAGACGUCUUGCAGAGAUUAGAUGAGAAGGGCAUAGCUCUUGAAAAAGCAGCUAAAGAUCUACAAAAGAAAUGUGACGGCAUAAAGUCAUCAAGAAGCACUGCCAAAGAUGAGAUCAACAAAGCCUUCACCCAUCUGAUGGAGGCAUUGCAGCAAAGGAAGACUAUCAUGUUGUCAGAAGUUGAUAGAAGGUCAGAUGAAGCUCUGAAGCCUACAGAGGAGGCAUUGGAUUCCACAGUAACGCUGCUGACUAAAGUGAAGUCUUCUACAGAAUACACGAGACAGAUGAGAGGCAAAGCUGAUAAGAUAGAGGAUCUACAAGUGAUGGGAUCUUCAGCUGCCUCUUUGAAUUCCAUCUUGGCGGAGACACCUAAAGAUGUUGGGUUCGUCAGGAUUGGAAUCAGCUUCGUUUCGGCAUGUUUCAAGAAAAUAACAUCAUUGAUGCAGAUAGCUGGCAUUGUCCGAGUAGUAUCAUUUUCACCUGCUAAGAGUCCUGACAACGUCCCUUUGAACAAGAUAUGCAAUUCAAUCACUCUGGACGAAGGUACUUUGGAACAAGCAGCAGCAGCAGCAGUAGAAUACAUGUACCUGGAGCCUGUGGGAGGAAGUGGAAUGUAUUAUGCUGACCUGGAGUGGGACAGCAGCACUGCCAGUGCACUUGCGACAGUGUCGGGGUCUGUUGUCACAAAUAAAAUGCCACUUCCUCCUCCUCCAGCCUCGAGUUGCCGGCUGCAAUCAAACCGUCAUGUUCUUGCGUCAACACCUCUAGUUGUCGGGAAAGGUCAACGCAUCAUGUGUGCCAUGAGGGUCACAUUCUCUGUCAUAAAGCCAGAACAAAAAGACAAAAUUAUCUUCGAUGUAGCUUUUACUCACAGUCCUAUUGAAGCUAACACGAGUCAACCAGUAGGAUUGAGUGUAACCAUAGUAACCUGUUCGAAUCAUGACGAGUACCUCUGUAUCAAGAUGUACUACAAUAAUGAAUGCCUAAGUGACAACACCCUAACUCCAAACAACCCUGAUACAUCACACACUCUUGAUAUCUGUUUCAUACUCGAUGAAGCCAAAAACACAAUCCAUGUACUUGCCAUAAGUCACCCGAGAGUCGUCACAAAGGUUCCUGAGGUCAUGUUUAGAGACCCACUGUGGCUGGUGAUGAGCAGUGGGCUUAAUCGUAACACACGCGUGUCCUGCGAGUUAUUGCCAAAGAGUGCAAUAGAUUUUUAGACAAAAUAACAGACCUACCCUCAGAGUAACGGUGACUGACCAAGUGAUUAACAGGAAAAUCUUCAUUUGUUCGAUCAUUGUACCAGUGCGUAUUAAGUGACAAAUUGAACACUGGUUUAACUUAUGUAAAUAUGGAUAUCACAUGAAAACAUUUACUUACGAGAAACUCAGAUCCCCAGAGUUUCAUAUAUUAUUCACACACCUACUGUGUUAGUGUGAAACAAAUUCGGAAAAUCGCAACGUCAUAAUGACAAGUUUUAUUGCUGGAAUCAUGGCUGAGCUAUCGCCUAAAUGUUUGUAGCUCACUCGCUGACUUUGUUGAGUUUAUUAUGUCACCCUUAUGUUGUUCUUAUAGUCAAUGGGGGCGGUCGGGUAGCCUAGUGGUUAAAACGUUCGCUCGUCACGCCGAAGACCCGGGUUCGAUUCCCGACAUGGGUACAAUGUGUGAAGCCCAUUUGUGGUGUCCCCCGCCGUGAUAUUGCUGGAAUAUUGCUAAAAGCGGCGUAAAACCAUACUCACUCACUCACUAUAGUCAAUGACUAUGUUAUAUACUUAAACUACCCACAUAAUGUCAACAUUUCUCUUUGCUUAAUUUGUUUUCAAGCUUUUACAAAUUUACACCUAUUUGGAUCAGUAGUUUAAGAAACUGACUGAUUGAAUGUGUAAUUGUGGAUUGAAUGACUUGUUUAUUAUCUGUAUCUUAAUUAUGAAUGUAUUAUCUGUGAAUAUUGUUUUGCUUACUGUUUCUCAAAAUAUUACUUUUCUCAAUAGAAGCAAUAUUCUUUUCAUAUCCAAUAGUUAAAUAAACUUAUAUAGUUUGAGAAACAGAAGGCAGGAGCUAUCUAUGAUAUUUGAGAAAUAUUUUUUAUUUUGCUUCAAAGUACGAUAUCAUAUAAAUGUGAUUCUUAGACAGAUACAUAUACUUACACGUAUACAUAUAGCAUCGAACAUGCCACUGACAUUCUGUAAUUACCGACCUUUGUUCAUAAGUAAAUUCUACGUAAUAUGUUUAAUAAGUUCUUACAAUGAUGGUCACAUCUGAAGAUGAUUAUGUACAGACCUCUGUUUCUGAUUACUCGGCGUACAAGAUAUUUUCUCUCAAAACUGCAAGGGGUAUGAUUUUUCAAUUUUUUUAAAAAGUUUUCUGAAAAGAAUAGUAGGUUGAAUGAAAUAAAGAAAGAAGAAGAAAAUUAUUUUUAGAACCACAAAGGAAAGAGUAACUUAUUUUCUAAAUUGACCUGCAUGAAGUUUUAUAUAUCACUGAUAUUUUGUACUGUAGAUAUUACUGACUAAAACUGUACAGAUUUUA